AUGCUGGGCCCAGCCGAGAGCGGACUAUUGCGCCUUGUCGAUGAACUCCUCCUCAACAUCAUCGAUCACGUUGACGGCCAAGAAGCUCUUUGCAGUCUCGCUGCGACGUGCACGCGGUUCCAAGGCCUUGUCGAACCCUACAUUUGGCGCAAACUAGAGGUCUUGACGGGAGGACAUGCGCAAAAGAUUGCCACGGCACUGGACAGCCGAGAUAAUCGGAUAGACUAUAUCCAGGAUCUGGCUAUUCGCUACAAAGAUGAAUAUCGCGAGGGGAUUGAAGAUCUCAACCAUUAUCUGAGUUUGAUGGGUAGGCUGCGUCAUCUGCAUGUCGAGAGCCCUUGCCCGAACAACUUGGAAUGGCAAAACGGCAUCUACUUCGACGGAUACUCAAGGAUCGAUUACAACAACUUGCUUGCAGCAUCAGUGUAUCCACGCGCAGGCAUGCCGAUGACGUUACCGAUGCUACAGUCGUAUCUCCAAAUCUCCGAAUCAGAGAAGAAGACAACAUGCCUCCAGUCUCUGACGCUUAUCGAAUGCAACGUCAGUGUUCCAUUCCUAGACAAUGUCCUGAGCCUACCCAAAGCUCUCAAGGAGUUGUCGAUAGGAGAGCGGUUGCACGUCUUCCAGGAAUGCCAACCAUCCAUGGAUCCUGAACAACGCACAUCCUCAUCUCGAUUCCUAGUCGCGCUGCAGAAACAAGCACAUUCAUUACAGCGCUUGACACAUUGUGGUGGCCACGUUGGCUAUCUGACCUCGCGCGAUACCGACCCCGAAGGUGCCGAGAAGCUUCGCUCUCUCGUCGAGCUAGAGUACCUCGAGCUAGGUUUUGAAUCGCACCUCUACUACUACCUACGACAAAGCGGCUUCCCGCCAUCCCUCAAGUCGCUAAAGAUGCUCGACUCCGCCAUCUCCAUCAACUCAGGCCACGACCUCCGCUCGCUAUCCGACAUCGCCUUCCGCUCCCUCACCUCGCUCGUAGACGUCUGUCUCCCAAGAACACUUGCAGACGACUUCAUACUGCACCUCAAGUUCUCAGACCACUCUUUCUUCCGCCUCUUCGAAAUCGUCGACGCGACAGAACAAGCUCAUCUCCUCAGUGCCCUCUUCUUCGACCGCGCGGCCACCUACAAGAUCGCUACCAUGCUAAAGUCUUACAGCACAAACGCCCACUUCAUUGUUUCGCGGGAAAUGUUUCCGUCGGGGAAGUCUUUCAUUCCGCCGUAUAUGGAAGGCGAGGAGCUGCCUGUCGAGGAGUUGAUGUAUACCAGCGACGACUUUUGGCGCUUCAACGGCAUCAACUACCGCAUUAUGGAUGAUGAGAAUUGGAGGGAUGAGCUUAAGAAAGGGAAGAAGCUGGGCACCGGGCUGGGAGUGUGCGAGUGGGAGAGAGAUGAGAGUGGGGAGUUGGUCAGUGCUGGAGAUGCGAAGGCGGAGUAA
Alternaria metachromatica is the source of this 1437-nucleotide messenger RNA. RefSeq lists its product as uncharacterized. NCBI's taxonomy places the organism in Eukaryota, Fungi, Ascomycota, Dothideomycetes, Pleosporales, Pleosporaceae. The transcript has 3 exons. Gene Ontology annotation, molecular function: protein binding. The coding region runs from base 1 to 1437 and encodes 478 amino acids. The record is from RefSeq and is a predicted model, not a curated record.